Molecule: messenger RNA, 1362 nt
Organism: Penicilliopsis zonata CBS 506.65
Lineage: Eukaryota; Fungi; Ascomycota; Eurotiomycetes; Eurotiales; Aspergillaceae
Exons: 2
Coding region: 1-1362 (453 amino acids)
Biological process (GO): regulation of transcription by RNA polymerase II
Molecular function (GO): RNA polymerase II cis-regulatory region sequence-specific DNA binding; DNA-binding transcription factor activity, RNA polymerase II-specific; protein dimerization activity
Source: RefSeq, a predicted model, not a curated record
AUGGAUAUGCGUCACGCUGAAGUCCGCGGGGGACGCUCCUCGCCUCAGCCUGGCCCGUUUGGGUAUGCCUUUCUCUCAUCGAUGGAUACUCCCUUUGAACCCGCCCCGGCGCCACCUCCCGGACCGGCGCUUCUCGACGAUAACGAGUCGAGCAUGCUCGACACCUUUUUCACUACGAUGAACUCGAACCAGUUGGAUAUGGGUGACUUUUGGCUGGGCAGGCAACAGAACAAAUCCCUGGGGGUCUUCAACCUCGAAUGGUCGGACGAACUGCCACCCACGUUUGAAGGGUCGACAACGUCACUCCCCCAGCCCACCUUUGCGCCGCCGAAUCUCGAGAAAAGCAACUUUGGGUUAUUGUCCAAUACUAUGGGUACAAGCUCCGAUAUUCUCGCAGCCGCGUCGAUGCUUUAUCAUCAAGGCAUAAAUGGAGCCGAUUUUGGGCCUGCCUUUCAGCAUCAAACACUUCCUAGCCAGGGAAUCAUAGACGCCAACGACCAGCAUUAUAGGCAGAAUGGGGUUGGGAAGUCUGCACAACCUGAAAACCGUCCUGUACUCAAGGAUUCUACCCCUCAGUCAGCGCGUCCACGCGUACCGGUGGGAUUUCACACUACAGAUAUGCGAUUUGAUAUCCAUCAAGCUAUUCCACUCGAACAGCAAAGUACGACAAAACCGCGUGCACUUCACUGGGGCUCCGACAUCAGCUUUAUGGACCAAGGGUAUGUCGCCCCUCCUGACCAACCAAAUGAGGAGGACCGGACGAAGGAGCUGUUCAGCAAUAUGGAUUGGUUCGAACGUCAGAGCAGUACGGCAAACACACGAGCCCCCAGCCCGGAGAGGAUCCUUGGUGCCGAGAAUGCCCAAAGGGUGCCACCGACACCCGACCUCCAGUCCAACGGCUUCAAGACGAGGCCCCGGGUCAGCACGGAGGACCCUUCUCCCCCAAAGAAACGACUAAGGGUUUUAGUCAAGGAAGAGGAAGACGACAGCUCAGAUGGGGAUUCGUCAAGACCAAAAUCCAAAAGAUCCAAAGGCUCCGGGCCUACCAAGUCUGUGCGCACACCGACAGAUGCGACCAGGAGACCUAAAUUGCCGCCGGCAAAGGCGGUACGAGAGAACCUGAGCGAAGAGCAAAAACGGACAAACCACAUUCUCUCGGAACAGAAGCGAAGGAAUCUGAUCCGGCAAGGCUUUGAUGAUCUGUGCCAGCUCGUUCCCAGCUUACGAGGUGGUGGAUUCAGCAAGAGCGCCAUGCUCACCCAAGCUGCCGACUGGCUGGAAGAGGUGCUUCAAGGAAACGAGAUUCUCCGGUCACAACUCGCGGAGCUCAAAUCGAUGAACGGCUUGGUCAUGCCACGAUAG